AUGACGGCUCUAACAAAAACAUUACAAAUUCUCGCUGCGUUGGCAACUCUGCUCGGUUGCAACAUCUAUAGCUAUGCCCCAGAAUGUGGCAAGUUUAAACGACGUCAAGCACUGCAAUUCGUCAUCUCGCUGAUGCACUUCAUCUGGAUUCGCCCAUGGAUGUAUCUUUCCAUGACUCUGUACUCCAUCUUUUAUAUCAAGCACUUUCUGCAGAUAUUAUCGCUAACUGCGAAUCCCAAUGAUUAUGGCUUGCAAAUGGUUUACUAUAUCAGCGCCAUCAUCUUGCGGUAUCAAUACAUAGUCGUGUGUGUGGCUUUCUUGUAUAUCUAUAAACACUUCAAGGACGAGGUGCAAACGAUGCUCAACGAAUUUGUGCUUAUUUAUUGUGAGAGUAUAAGACUCAAUGGAAAUGAACCUGCCAUCAAUUGGUGGCUAUUUCUUGUGUAUGUAAAAGAAUCUUUUAUUCCUGCUGCGGAUAUGUUUUCCGAUUAUCAAAUCAGUCGUUUGCCCUACGUUGGACCUGAAUCCGUAAUCAGCAGGUUUUGCAGUCUAUCGGUUGUCUUAUUUGUUUGCCUUCAGCCUUUUGUGCUCUCAAUGCUCGUUCAUUUGGGACUUUUGCUGCUGCAUGGCUGCUACAAACAGCAGUUGCAACUCCGACGUUGCCACUCAGCUGCCGCACACAAAGAGCUCUUGCAUCACUAUAUGGCAUUGAUGAAACUACGGAAAAGUUUUGAACCAUUCUUCCGUCCAUUCGUUUGGACAGCUCUUAUAGCAGAUCUCACGGCAUUUAUGCUCUACUUUCAUAUAUUUUUGUACGAUCAGCAUAAUAUUUGGCAUUUUCUUCACACCUCGGUUUACACAAUGAUAUAUCCACUUUGUCUGCUGCAACAAUGUCUCUCAAUUAGCUCAAUUGAGAAGCAGUUUGGAUCGCAAUUACUUCGCUUUAGAAAGAAUAGCACGACACAAUCACAGCUGCAAAUCUUUUGCCUUUACAAGUUGGUUCUAUUUAGUGCCAGGGAUCGCAGCCAUUGGAAUAUUUUUCAAUAUAAUCGCAGUCACAUUCUCGAGUGUUUCUACUAUAGUUGGGUUUUGUCCAUGUUUACAAACAGUUUGCUCGUUGCCUCCCCAGAGGCUUGGAUAAAGCAUUACAAUCUGACGCAUUCUUAA
Drosophila nasuta is the source of this 1167-nucleotide messenger RNA. RefSeq names its product Gustatory receptor-like 36b (gene Grl36b). NCBI's taxonomy places the organism in Eukaryota, Metazoa, Arthropoda, Insecta, Diptera, Drosophilidae. Bases 1 to 1167 code for a protein of 388 amino acids. The record is from RefSeq and is a predicted model, not a curated record. The transcript has 2 exons.